AUGGUGGCAACUAACUUGGUGUGGUCCUCAGCUGGUGCUGAACACUCACCAUUAAUGGUCACUUUGCCGGAUAGUAAUAUACAAGUUCCUAUUUACGUUCCUGAAGUCCAGCUUGAUGAUCAACUCCAUUACUCACUUCAACAUAAUCCUCCUUGGCAUGAAGCGGUUACAAUGGCUUUCCAACAUGUGAUUGUGAUGCUGGGAAUGACUGUCAUGAUUUCCACUAAACUCGUACAUCUAAUGGGAGGAAAUGAUGCAAUGAUGUCUGCCUCAACUACGUUCAUUAUACCAGUCAUUUCUAUUAUCAAAGAUAUGUCCAAGUACAGAUUCACUAGUGAACAUGAGAGAUUUGUUUACACAAUGAGAUCUAUUCAAGGUGCUUUAAUCAUUUCAUCAAUGUUCAAUAUCCUCAUUGGGUAUAGCAAGGCAUGGGGAUAUUUUACAAGAUUCCUCAGUCCUGUAUCUAUUAUACCAAUCAUUUGUCUGGGGGGACUUAGCAAGUUCCGAAGUGGUUUCCCCCAGCUUGGAGAGUGCAUAGAGAUUGGUCUGCCCAUGCUAAUUCUACUUGUUAUCAGUCAGCAGUAUAUGAAGUUUAUAGGUGGGACCAAAAAUGCUACAUUUGAGAAAUUUGGUGUACUGUUUAGUGUUGCAAUUGUCUGGGCCUUUGCUGCACUACUUACUGUGAGUGGUGCAUAUAACCAUGUCAGCGAACAAACUAAGUUCAGCUGCCGUGUCGAUCGUUCCAAUAUCAUGUCAGCAUCUCGAUGGAUUAGAAUACCAUACCCUUUUCAGUGGGGUGCACCUAUAUUCAAAGCUAGCCCCAUUUUCGGAAUGAUUGGAGCGGCACUUGUUUCAACUUCUGAGUCAACAGGAACAUAUUAUGCUGCAUCACGGUUCUCAGGUGCUACACCUCCUCCAACUAAUGUGCUUACUCGAAGCGUUGGUUUACAGGGUUUGGGGAUGCUGUUUGAUGGUUUGUUUGGAGCAGUUGUUGGUACAGAUGUAUCAGUAGAAAAUGUUGGGCUUCUAGGAAUAACACGUGUUGGAAGUCGAAGAGUGGUGCAGAUAUCUACCAUUUUCAUGAUUUUCUUUUCAAUAUUUGGAAAGUUUGGUGCAUUCUUCGCAUCGAUUCCGUUCCCUAUAUUUGCAGCUAUUCACUGUGUUCUCUUCGGUCACAUAUCUGCCGCUGGAAUCUCAUAUAUUCAGUUCACGAACAAUAACUCUCAGAGGAACUUGUACACAAUUGGCCUGUCAUUGUUCCUUGGUAUAUCGAUCCCGCAGUAUUUUAAUGAUGCAACUAACAACAGAGGACGAGUGAACACAGCAGGCCUAUGGUUCAAUAACAUUUUCAACACAAUAUUCUCUUCGGGCCCGACUGUGGUAACGGCAUUUGGGACAGUACUUGAUAAUACACUUGACACUAAGGGUACGGCCGCGGCCUACGACCGAGGAAUGCUUUGGUGGUCUAAGUUCCAAAACAGUGACCCUACUGGAGUUUACAGGUUUCCACCCCCUCUUAGCAGGCAUCCUCGUCCAUGUACCCAGCCUCCUCCUCCAUCCCCAUCUCCUCCUCCUUGUCCUCCUUCUCCCCCUUCUUGUCCUCCAUCUCCUCCCCCAAAACAACCACCGGACAUAAUUAAAGAUAUCGAGCGUUCGCCACUCAGACAAAACUACUGCCCUCAUAUUAAUUCUAGUAGUCCUUGUGGAGAAUAUUGUCGCCAUGUACAUAUUUCUGCUUAUCCAUAUGUUGAGGACUGCCCCCACGUAUUUCCACGAGUUCCUUGUAUACAAAUGUAAAUAGCCCGAUCUUAGAGCUACACAAUGAAAUACGCCUUUACGAUUUA
Papaver somniferum (opium poppy) is the source of this 1844-nucleotide messenger RNA. Its product is annotated as nucleobase-ascorbate transporter 3-like. NCBI's taxonomy places the organism in Eukaryota, Viridiplantae, Streptophyta, Magnoliopsida, Ranunculales, Papaveraceae. Gene Ontology annotation, biological process: transmembrane transport. The transcript has 14 exons. Gene Ontology annotation, cellular component: plasmodesma; plasma membrane. Gene Ontology annotation, molecular function: transmembrane transporter activity. The record is from RefSeq and is a predicted model, not a curated record. Bases 1 to 1797 code for a protein of 598 amino acids.